This is a messenger RNA of Passer montanus (Eurasian tree sparrow), 8386 nucleotides long. RefSeq names its product dynein axonemal assembly factor 4 (gene DNAAF4). Gene Ontology annotation, molecular function: nuclear estrogen receptor binding. The transcript is spliced from 11 exons. The record is from RefSeq and is a predicted model, not a curated record. Bases 6047 to 7318 code for a protein of 423 amino acids. Gene Ontology annotation, biological process: inner dynein arm assembly; heart development; outer dynein arm assembly. Lineage: Eukaryota; Metazoa; Chordata; Aves; Passeriformes; Passeridae.
UUCUUUCUCACUGAUGGUUCCAGUCUCCUGCCUCAGUGCUGCCAGAGAAUUGUGGAUGAAGUGGUGCACAGAAAAUCCUGCCCAGCUUCUAGGGCUGUCAGCUCCAGACUGCUCAGUCACCCUGAGCUUACACAGUCCACUUGGCAUGAAGGAGGGGGCAAGGCAAUGUAGUGUGCUCUCUGAAUUGCUUGAUAAUUUGGCUAGCAAAGUCUUAAAACUAAAUUCCCACCACUGCCUCAGCCAGUCUUGCAGUGAGGAGGUAGGCAAACUAAGGUGAAGAAAGAAAAUAUAGAAGAAAGAAAAUAUAACUCAUAUCAGGUGAGUUUUGCUCACAUCAGAGCUAAGUAAUCAGAAGUUUAGCUCCUUUGCUAAACCUGAUAUCCUACUGACAAGUAUGAAUGGCACUAGAGCUUCAUGUGUGAUGCUAAGAAAUUCUAUUUUAAUAAGGGUAAUUUGAUCUUAUUCAUGAUCUCAAAAAUAACUCCCCUUCUUUUUUGAAGCAUCUAGCCUUGAACAGUUCAGCCUUCGCAGUGUGAUAAAGUUGCGCGUGCAACUGGAAGAGUUUCUUUUGAGAGAAAUAUUGUUUUGAAUUAAUAAAAGGAGGCACUGUGAUAACAGAUUCUGCUUGGAAGAUGUACCACUGUGCUGGAAACAGUCUUUGAACAGCAAUUAAAUAAUAUGUCAAGCUUACAGGUACUAGUCAUGUUCCUUAAUGUGAUAAAUGUUUCAGGUCUGUGAUGUGUGCUAUAGGAGUGUGUAGAGAAUUCAGUCAUCUAAUAAAGAGGUAGUUUUCAUGGUAAGCCAUGCUAAUGAGGGAAAGUAAGGCCUAUUUGAUAGUUCAGCAUCGUGCUUGAUUGUAAAUGGGCUCUACUGUGUACAUUCCUGGAAGAUACUGUGCAGAUCUACACAACUUGUUUUAUUUUAAAAGUGAAAAGUUUUGCAGUAUUAGUGCAGUGUUACCCCACCUUUUUUUUUUUCCUUGCAUUCCUCUCAUCAGGAAAAAGAAAAUAUCUAGAGUGUGAGUGACAUAUUUCAUAUCUUGAGAAUUUUCCUGUAUGGAGAUGUAAGGUGUAAGAUAGAUCUAGAGCUUUUGUUUUCAUCUGUAGUUGCUUUAAUUUAGCAUAUUAACUAGACUUAAUCUGGUUUUGUUAGAGUUGGGAUUUUAAAACCACCAACAACCUCUGUUAGAGAGAUUUAUUCUUCAGUAGUUCUCCUAAUGACAAAUUUGCUUUUAGUACCUGAAGAAGCAAUUAAACUAAACCUUCUUUAGAUAGAUUUGUUCCUCUAGGAAUCAGUUUAAUCUCUGCAACAAUUAGCACUGUGAACAUAAUGGAGCUGGUUCACACCUACAGUAAUGUAAGUGAAAUCAAAGUUCUGCUCAUUGAAAAUUCAACCAAAGCUCCACUGAUGAUAGUUACCUUUCCCACUCCCACACCCCAUGCUUCUUGUAAGAAGAUGUUGGGGCAUUUGUUCUCCGAAGUCUAAUUCAUGUUUUAACAUUUGGAUCAGACAUUGUAUUUAAAAUAGCCAUGUAUUUCUUAAUCUUUUCCUCAACCCAACAUGAAGUUAGGCAACUAUUUUCUAGAUUAGCUGUCGGGACAUUAGUAUUUAAACAUAGUGUUCUUAAAUACCUAAAGUCAUCUGGAAUAUAAUUUUUAAGGCCUUAAAUUGUGUAUUUAUGAAACUUAUUCUAACAAUUUAUUUUAGAUUGGUUUUUUUUCUCAACUGGUAUUGUAUUGGGUUUGUAACCCAGUAAAUUUUCCUCAUUUAUUAACUUGUAAGUUCAAGGCAUUAACAAAUGUCAAUGAUAUCAAAUAAAAACAAAUGAACAACCAACUCCACACUUGUUAGCACAGUCAUCUUAAGAGAGGACUGACCAGGAUCUCCAGUAGUCAUCCAGCCAAUAUGCUUGCCCUACUGAUGUGCUCUUGGCAUACUUGAACUCUUUAUCUAGAGAGCAGUUAUAUUUUGGUUUUCUCUGCAUGUGUUGACUAAGUAGUCGUUCAAGUAUGCACAGGAGAAACAGCAAUCAUGUUUAAUUAGUGAGGUACUAGGAAAAUGUCAGCUGAUUAGCAUUAGAAGUUAGUUCUAGAAUGAUGGGUGGGAGGGAGGGCGGGAGGGUUGGCUAGAAUAGGUGAGGUUUUUUGUAAUACAUGAAACAAUUUGUAUUGAACUCUCAUGCGCUUCUUUCAUUACUGGUGAUUUAGACUGUACUGGUGCUGCACACCAAAAAUAUUGCAAAGAUUUUGUAAAUCUUGCAAACCUUAACAUUUUUGUGGGAAAUGCCUGUGUCCUUUUUACAUGGUUUCUGGUCAUGAUCAGAAAUGCAGCCUUAUAUUGCUCCCAAAUUUCCCCCCGCCCCAAAAGGCUUAAAUAAACAGGUAUAAAUUGGAUUGUGCUGUCCUUAAUACUUUUUUGCUAGUGACCAAUUUUAAGAGAGAAAACAUGUAAGUGGUAGUGCUGGAUACAGACUAGAGGGCAGGUAGCAAAAAUCCUGUUUCUUCCUGUUUUACUCAUUCCUUCUACAACUUGAAACUAGCAGGUUUGUGCUUGUCUCUUCUGAAAGAAGAUGGGACUGAUGCUUACUUCCAAAGGUUGUUUAGAGGCCUGGUUGUUACUUGAGAUCUUCAGAUCUCAAAAGAAAGAAGCUAGAGAUAAGUAAUGAAGUUUGCUCUACGUAAAAGAAAAAUAUAAUUUUGGGGGCUGCUCAAAGAAGCUUAUACUUUGUGACCUCUGAAGUUUUUAAUCUAAGAACCAGUUUUGUAAUCACAUUUUUCAGGCUUAAUUUCAAGCAUGUGACAAUUAACGAAGUCAGUGAAACUGCAUGCACACAGUCAAGAAUGUUUUAAAAUGUUUGCAGUUUGGGGCCUGUGAUAUUUGAAAGUGAAAUGCUUAUAUGGUUUGAGAUUUUUACAAAAUCAGUGGUGUUAAAAUGUAGCACCUUUUUAACAUUUGUCUUUAUUCCAACUUAAUACAGUAACACAUCUGCAUUAAAUAUAUCCCUCUCAUUUUAUAAAUAAACAUUGCCUGUCAGUAAAAGUAUUGGUGUAACAUUUUUAAAAAAAGGAAGUCAUUCUUCUUAUCAUGUUGUAUGUGACUUAAAUGACUGUUUCAUAUUAAAACUAAUCUUUCCUUAUGUACUGCUUAAAUAUACCUGUUUUGGGAUAUCAGUUCAGUACUUUUUAUACAAUCUUGAAUGUGUUCCACAUUGGUGACAUGUAUUUUUGCAACAACUUUUGUGUUUUGAUUUUAAAUUAGAGCAUGUCUGAUGUAAUACAUGCAUUAGUGCUGUGGCGUGUGACAAAGUUAAUGUAUGUAAUUCAAAUUGGAAAAGCUUCCAGACUUUGUCCAACAUUAACCCUGUGGCCAGGGAUUAAAUUACUAUGUAAUACAAAUUAUUUCAUACCAUGAUGUGUUUUAAGCUACUCUAUGAAGUAUGUGAAACAUUAUUGUUUAUGGAUUGGUAGCUGGUGAGGUAUCUUGCAUAGAAUGAGGUAUGAUAGAUGGUAGUAAUUCAUAAUUAAAACUGAGUACCUUUCAGAACACACAGCACUGAUAUGCAUUAUCAUCUUGUUGCCAUUACUUAAUAUGAGUUUCUCAAUAUUAUCCACUGAUAAAUGGGUGAACAUUUGGAAAUCAGCUCUUGUGUGUGAAAAUUCUAUUCUAACACUCUUUACUUGUUUUACAAAACAUAUAAAUUUUUUUGUUCGUUUAGGAAGCAUAUAAUUUUUUUUUGUCUAUUAGAUGUGAUUAGAUAUAUGCAGAAGGAUGUAGAACUGGAUGCAUUUUAAAGUUAUUCUGCAGUUGCUAAGUUUUGGCAGAAGCUUUCUAUAUUAGAAUAGACUCUUCCCUAAAAUUGGAAACUAAGUGUACUUAGCAGAACUCUUUAAGGCAAUAUAACUAUCCUUCACUGCAUCUUGAGUUAUGCACAUUCACUUCUUUAUGUGGAAGUGAUAACUUCUGUUUUAUAUAGAAGAAAAGAAAGGUCCCUUUAGUGGCCUAGUGCUGUGUGUCAUCAGUUCUGGGGUAAUUAGUUCUGAGUGGUGUUCAGGCCCUCAGAGGUGCUGCCUCUAGCUUGAAGUUUUCUGUGUCACCCUUUGUCUCCUGGUUUAGAAAUGGCUUAUCCCAGCACCAUGGGGAAUAACUAUUUCUGCAUUGUUUACCAUACAUAAUUUUCCUUUUCAUGUUCAAAGAAACUGUCUCAAAAUAAUUUUUUGAUCCAACCCCACCUUUUUCCUUGGAGAUUUGUGCACUGUAUUUCAGGAAUUGCUGUACUGGACACAUUUUGGGAUUGGAGUUAUGAGAGUUGUCUGUUCCUAGACACUCAUCUUUUCCUCUACAGAAUGGUCUAAAUCCGAGCUCCUUUAUAACUUAAGGAGGGCAAGCUUUUAAUAUAUUAUUUUUUCUUUUUGUUUUUCUUUCUUGAUAGUUUUUUUUCUGAAAUGUUAAAUAAUACAAAGUUGUUAGGGGUUUUUGUUCAAAACUUGGUCUUUCCUCCAAGCUUGUGUUUGUAGCCUUUAAAACAGGCACGGUGGCCUUUAGGGCCCUCUGACUUGGGAAUUUUUUGUCCACUUUCUCCUUUUAGAGUUAAAAGUGAGUAGAAAAAGGCAAGUUACCAAUCUACUGCCAUCCAAACAAUGCAAAAUAUAAGCUGAUUAAGAUUGUUGACAUUUAAUUUUUUUUUUGUUAAUAAUGAUGUGAUAUUUUUACCUUUUAGAAGAACAUAUAUCAGAAUCUGAUUCAAGUGUUCUUGGAAAAUGUAUAUGGUAGGCUUUGUCCAGCACUGUAUGUAACUUUGUUGCUUUCUGUUGUCUAGUUUCAAUUUCUUUUAAAAUAAAGAUAAUUUUUGUGGGGAAAUUGCCUGUGGACUUUCUGAAGAUGAUGUAAUGCCUGCAUGUAAUGCUUCUGAUGUUCUGCCUGUGAGAACACAUUUGGAUUAGGUGUAAUCCUGCAAGAAGCAGCAUGAGGUCACAUGGAUCAGAAAAUACAGCUCCUGCCUCUCUUGGAGAGCUCCAUGUUCUGUAAAGGUGCUCAUCUGCAGUGCCUUCAAAGCAGCUGGGAAAAGGUCUCGUGCCUUCAGCUCCCUUUCUUUCCUCACAGGAUGGAAAGGAAGGCUCAAGUAUCAUUUGUCCAAACAGAUUUUUUAAAAAUAACUUUCUGCACUUGGAAAGUGAUUAUAGAAAUAAUUAUUUUAUUCCAGUUUAUAAAAUUAUUACUAAGCUCUUCCUGUUAGUUAAAAUGCCAGGACUAACACACACCAAAUCACUGCUCUACCAAUAACUUUUAAAAGUAAGUGAUAUAGAUUCCAGUUUGUUGGAAUAAACAGUCUCAUAAAAUGUUUCUGCUUUUUGUUAAAAAUGUGGAGGGAUGAGAGAAAUUAGAGAGAAUUUAGAAAGAACGAGAGACAAAAGGGUUAAUAAUUAAAGGUAAGUCAAUGUAAACUAUCUAAAGGAUUUAUUUUCUCUAAUAUAUUGAUCUUUUGAAGCCAUUAGAAGUGAAAUAACCCCAGAAAAGAUAUAUGUAUGUAUUGGCAGCUGGAAGGUGCAGAAUAUUAAUAACAUUAUUAAGGUUUGUGUGGAAUACAAAUCUUCAUCCUUCAUAGCACAGGAGAUGGGAAUUUAAGAAUCAGAUUUUCAAUGGAAAAAUGUAUCUUCUUUCACUGCAAACUUUCCACUGCAGCCUUUUGACUGAUGAAGUUAGUGCCAGCAGAAGAACCACGCUGCAUGGGUGUCUCUUGUUUAUUUUUCAAGUGUGUCACAGUGAGAGCACAGCAGCUUGUCCAGUAUAUUCUCUGAGAUUAAACUGAAAAUGACACCUGAGUGACCAAGGCAGAAGACCUGCACUCAAAACCUCUGACUUUCUGGAUGACUGCAGCUGGAGUGGCAGGAGAUUAAAUGUUCAUGGAUGACACGAGCUGCGUUCCUUCCUGCUGUGCCGAGCUGUGAGCGCCGGCAGCCGGAGCCGUGCCCUCAGGCCCUGGGGACUACAGCUCCCGGCGUGCGCCGCGGGCCGGGCCGGGAGCGCCCGGAGCUGCUCGGCCGCGGCGAUGCCGCUGUGGCUGCGGGAGCACAGCUGGCGCCAGACCCUCACCGCCGUGUACCUCUCGCUGCCCUUGCGCGGCGCCCGGGCCACCCCCGCCAACAUCUUCUGCAGCGAGCAGUACCUGAAGGUAAGCAUCCCUCCCUUUUUAUUUGAAGCCGUUUUAUAUGCUCCUAUUGAUGACACAAACAGCACAGCAAAGAUUGGAAAUGGAAACAUUUUCUUCACUUUGUAUAAAAAAGAACCGGCCUUGUGGGAUUCCCUAACUCUAGCAAAUGCUGACAAGGAGAAACUACAAUAUCUGAGAGAGAAUGCUGUUGUAAAAGCCCAAGAAAAGGCAAAAGAGGAGACUCAAGCAAAAAAAAUUACAAAACAGGAACACAAAAAAUAUGCUUUGGAGGCCACAAUGAAGCUAGAGGAAGCAGAUAGAAAAAGAAUUGAAGAUCUAAAAGAGAAGGAGCGACAGAGGGUCGCUAAAGAGUUGGAGUUAUGGAAAAACCAACAAAAAGAUGGUGAUAAAUACAAGAGCAUACAAACAAAAAAGGAAUUGCAUCAAGAAAUAGAGCCAUUAAAAGAGAGAAAAAAUGAAAAAAUGAACAAAAGUCAGAUUCCUAAUGAAGGAAGUUCUAAGACAAGACUCAAAUCCACAAGAGGUCAUGGUUCCUGUAGUAUAUUUUCACAGAAUUUAAAGGAAGAACAGUUACCAGCUCCCCGAGCUGCUGCUACAAUUAAAGUCAACUUUACACCACGAGUUUUUCCCACAGCUCUGCGAGAAUCUCGUGUUGCAGAAGAGGAGGAGUGGCUACAUAAACAAGCAGAAGCUCGAAGAAUAAUAAAUUCUGAUUUAUCUGAGCUGGAAGAUUUAAAAGAAGAGGAGAAGAAUCCAGAUUGGUUAAAGGACAAAGGGAACAAAAUGUUUGCAAUGGGAGACUACCUUGGGGCUGUAAACGCCUAUAACCUUGCAGUGAGGCUGAACAAUAAACUUCCUCUGCUCUACCUGAACCGUGCUGCUUGCCACCUUAAACUGAGAAAUUUGCACAAAGCUAUCGAAGAUUCCUCCAAGGCACUGGAGCUGUUGACACCACCUGUUCCUGAUAAUGAGAACGCUCGACUGAAAGCCCAUGUGAGACGUGGAACAGCCUUUUGUCAGCUGGAAUUAUACCCUGAAGGCCUCCAGGAUUAUGAAGCAGCUCUCAAGAUUGAUCCUAAAAAUAAAAUUAUAGAAAAAGAUGCUGAGAAGAUUCGACACCUAAUUCAAGGAACAAUGCAAAAUUCUUGAUUAAAAAAAAAUAUAAAAAAUAAUCUUUGAUGCCUUUGAGGUCAUCAGAAGGAAUCUUAUUUCUCUUCAGUUUGUUACCUAGACAUUUUUCUGCUUCACUUGGAACACUUACAAAAUUGGUAAAAGAUUGAUAUACUAUUGGAAAGUAUAGUAUUAUAAACACAAUUAGAUAUAUUUUAUAUCAUUUUGAUACAAAGUUGUUGUAUUUUGGUUUUUGUUAGCAUUCUGUAUUACUCUGACAAUCUGAAACCCUGGACUUGAAGCAGUUCCUUUUUGUUAAAUGUUCUUUUCAAACUGGGGCCAUUUCAACUACACUUCUUUCAGUAGCAGUUUUAGCAGACUUCUGAAUUUUCUGCAUCAGUCUCUGUCCUGAAUACCAUUUAUGGCUGAUUUCUGUCUUUGUAAUAAAGUAUUUAUCAUGCAGAUAUAUAUUAUUGUGUGCAGAUUUUACGGCAUUGUAUCAGGGAGAAGGUGGCAGGCAUUGUUUCCAGCUGUUUUACUUAGAGCCUUGAGAGCAGUGCUGACUUGAGUCAGAAAUGUCUGGUAGGAGAGCUGCUGCCUCUGCUUUCCUGUGGAAAACUGCUGCAUUGCACUGGAAGGGGCUGAAAACACUUUUUAUAACAGCUGGAAGGAGGGCAGUGCAGCAGUUUGAGUGCCUCAGUUGAUUGUAAUGCUAUACUUAUAUUGCUCUUUUUAUAAUUACUGAGGGGAAGUGAGGGCUAAAGAGGAGAGACACUGGCAAUGGGAGCAAGAUGCAUCUUGUUCAACCCAUCUCAGUCAGCCCUUCAGCUGACAGGGCAAAGCAUUUCAAAUUUGUCAGCUGUUUGUGGUCAGCGCAAACAUUGCUCAAGAUGUGUAUUGAAAUACAUGCAUGGUGGAGAGUGAGGAACUUAACAUUUUGACCUUAUUUAGUAAAUGUGCACAGUGGUAAUUUGACUCGUAAUGACUAUGGAAGACAAUAAAAUUUGAGAUUGAUGUAAAUUUCUGCAUUAGUGAUAAUCUUGAGCAUAGAUAUCUUAAUAUGUGUGGCAGAAAUAGUAUGGAUAAUAAAAAUAUGAAUGAGAGUAA